Molecule: messenger RNA, 1488 nt
Organism: Hemibagrus wyckioides
Lineage: Eukaryota; Metazoa; Chordata; Actinopteri; Siluriformes; Bagridae
Product: procathepsin L-like
Exons: 9
Coding region: 310-1290 (326 amino acids)
Biological process (GO): immune response
Cellular component (GO): lysosome
Molecular function (GO): cysteine-type endopeptidase activity
Source: RefSeq, a predicted model, not a curated record
CACACACAGCAACAUUUCUGCAAACCCAUAAUAAUAUGACUAGAAGCUGUACCAAGUCUUUUCUACCAUCUCAACCUUGACACUUGGUGGUGCUAUAACAGGAAAAACAUCACACUGACUGCAGUUACAGAACUCUUUUUGUUUUUAAGAAACCACGUGAUCUUCAACAUCAAACCACAUCCUGACCCUCAGUGAAUGAAAUGAUCUGCUACACUGGGUGACCAUCAACUACCAAUCAGCAGAGGAGCACACAGACACACACACACACACAGGCAGGCUGAGUGGACAGACAACAGAAGGUCAGAUACGAUGAUGUGUGUCUUGCUUCUGGCUCUGCUGGUCUCUCAAGUUUGCUGUGAUAUGAAUCUAGAUGUGUACUGGAUGUCCUGGAAAAAUGAAUUCAGUAAAAAUUACAACAGUGUGAGGGAGGAAGCAUACAGAAGAUCAAUCUGGGAGCAGAACGUUUUGAAAGUGAGGAAGCACAAUGAAGAAGCAGCAGCAGGACAACAUACCUUUACCACUGGGAUCAACCACCUUUCAGACAUGACAACAGAAGAAGUCAAUGCUAAACUGAAUGGUCUGAGGGUGGAGAAAUUUUCUUCUGAGGAUGUUAAUGAGAAUUUCACCUUUCUUGGUGAUUACCCUGUCCCCUCCAGUGUGAACUGGACUGAGGAUGGAUUUGUCACCCCUGUGAAGAACCAGGGUGAAUGUAACUCAUGCUGGGCAUUCAGUGCAGUUGGAGCUUUAGAAGCUCAAAUGAAGAAGAAGAAGGGUCGUCUUGUUCCUCUGAGUGUUCAGAACCUGGUGGACUGCAGUUUUGAGGAGGGAAACCACGGUUGCACUGGAGGAUACGUGACUAACGCCUUUAAUUAUAUUGUAAACCAAAGGGGCAUCAGCAAGGAGUCCGUGUACCCUUAUACUGGAAAGUUGGGGAAUUGCCAUGCUAAUAAAACAUAUGGACGCUGUUCUGGUUUCCGAGUCCUUCAACGUUAUAAUGAGUUUGAGCUGCAGAAGGUAGUGGCUAACAUUGGACCGGUUGCAGUGGGAAUUAAUGCUAGUGAUUCCACAUUUCACCAUUACCAGACUGGUAUUUAUAACUACACUUGUGAAGGUGAAGGAGUGAAUCAUGCAGUUCUUGUGGUUGGAUAUGGAAAAGAAGGUGGGCAACAAUACUGGCUGAUCAAAAACAGUUGGGGUGUUGAUUGGGGAGAAGGAGGAUAUAUGCGACUCCAGAGAAACAACAACAAUCAGUGUGGAAUCGGCACCUACAGCGUCAUCCCCAUUGUCUGACCUCAUUUCUCUCAUAUCAUAUUUGACUUUUUUUACUUUCCUUGCUGUUAUUUUAGCUUCUUUAUGUACGUGUGCCUGCAACAUCCGGGGAUCGAGAGGAAAAAGUAUUCCUGCUCUUACAAUGAACGAAAUCCAGAGUCGCUUAUAUUGUAUACUGUAUAAUCUAUUAUUGGAAAUAAAUAUUUUGAUGUUACUGUA